UUCUGUAUCACAUCUCAAAUUCCAUCCAAUCCUAUAAUCAGAAUUUGUGCCUUUCAUUUCAUCUAAGAUUUUUUUUUUUUGGUUCUACAAUACGAAAUGAUUCGAUGCUUCGCGUUUGUCCCACCACUUGGUGCUCCCAACAUCUGCACCGUCCGCUCUGCAUCUCCACCAUCUGUCAGAAUCUAUGCCUCUUGUGCGUCCGCAUCCUCCUCCUCAUCACGAUCUAGGCGAUCGCUGCUUUCUCUGUCUGUCGUCUCCGUCUCCGCCGCCGUCGCCAUCUCCACUUGUUGUUCUUCUCCGGCGCUCGCUGACUUCUCCGAAAUCCCUAGUUCCGGCGGCGUUAGGGCUUUGGACCUCCGUGUCGGCGACGGUGAAGUCCCCGUCGACGGUGAUGAGGUUGCAAUACAUUACUAUGGGCGAUUGGCUGCGAAACAAGGAUGGAGAUUCGAUUCGACGUAUGAUCACAAAGAUAGCAGUGGCGAGGCUGUUCCCUUCACGUUCAUCCUUGGUUCCGGCAAAGUCAUUCGGGGGAUUGUAACAGCGGUGAAAUCAAUGAGAGUAGGGGGAAUUCGUCGGGUGAUUAUUCCUCCCUCGCAAGGCUACCAGAAUACAUCACAAGAACCUUUGCCACCAAAUUUUUUUGACAGGCAAAGGCUCUUCACCACGAUAUUCAACCCAACUCGACUCGCUAACGGAGAAGGCUCUACCUUGGGAACUCUCAUUUUCGACAUCGAACUUGUCAACCUCAGACACCGCCCCUAGUGCUUAACCUGCUAUCUGUUAUGGCGUUCAUAGCCGUUUGAGCAUUUGCCAUUCGGUUUUGGGCCUAAUUCUUUUCCAGGUUACAGAAUGGGCCAUUCUUGGGCCACCAUAAGGCCCAUAUGUUUCGGUUUGUCCACUGAUGAGGGGUUACCGGUUAUCAAGUUUUCUGUCUAAAGAUCGAUGAUGAAUGGCCCACAUGGACCAACGUGGAGACAGUAGCUAUGGUUUACUUCA
Molecule: messenger RNA, 996 nt
Organism: Tarenaya hassleriana
Lineage: Eukaryota; Viridiplantae; Streptophyta; Magnoliopsida; Brassicales; Cleomaceae
Product: peptidyl-prolyl cis-trans isomerase FKBP17-1, chloroplastic
Exons: 4
Coding region: 97-762 (221 amino acids)
Molecular function (GO): peptidyl-prolyl cis-trans isomerase activity
Source: RefSeq, a predicted model, not a curated record